AUGCAGCAGAAAGUAGCCGCUGGUCUCUGGAGUCUAAGGCCGUCCUCCUGUUCGUCCCGCGCCGCCGCAUUGCCUACCUCCCCCCUCCACCCUUCCGGCCUCCUCCUCCCACCGCAGCGGCGGCCGCCGCCUCACCGUUUCAUGUCCAGGCUCCUGCCCCGCAUCACCGCGCUCCCAGGCCGUCGCCGCAGCCACAACCCGAUCCCGCCCGCCCUCGCGGAGUCGCUCGCGCGGGUCCUCGCCAACCGCUCUACCAAUCCGGCCUGGGCCCGCUCCCUCGCCGCGCUCCUCCCCUCCCCGCUCUCAGACGGCAGCCUCGCCGAUGCCGUCGUCUCCCUGCGCGACCCCGACCUCGCCCUAGCGCUCCUCUCCUGGUCCCGCUCCCACUCCGGCAGCCGCCACCAUGACGCCGACAAACUCCCGCCGCCCACGCCUAUCGCGCAUUCCGCCCUCCUCCGCCUCCUCGCCCGCUCCGGCCGCUUCGACGCCGUCGACUUCACGCUCCAGGACAUGUCUCUCGCGGGCGUCGCGCCCACGUAUGCUUGCCUCGGCGAGCUUGUGGCUGCCUACGCCAACGCCGGGAUCGAAACGAAGGCCACCGAGAUGUGCGAGCGCGUCAGGGGGCAGUAUGGAAUGCUCCCUGCGGCGAUCCACAGCAACUGCCUGCUCAGACUCCUUGUGGAGCGGCGGCAGUGGGACGACGCCCACAAGCUGUAUGACGAAAUGCUUGCUAAGGAAGGUGGCGCGGAUGAUUACAGCACAUGUGUGAUGGUCCGGGGCCUUUGCUUGGAAGGGCGGGUCGAGAAGGGUGUGAAGUUGAUUGAGGCGAGGUGGGGGGCAGGGUGCGUGCCAAAUACUGUGUUCUAUAAUGUCUUGAUCGAUGGGUAUUGUCGACGCGGCGACAUGGGUAGGGGACUGUUGCUCUUGGGUGAGAUGGAAAUGAAGGGGAUAUUGCCAACUGUGGUAACAUAUGGAACUCUUAUGAGCUGGCUCGGGAGGAAGGGUGAUCUUGAGAAGGUUACCUAUUUGCUGUCAGAGAUGCGGGAAAGGAGACUGUCCCCCAACAUCGAGAUUUAUAACAGUGUCAUCGAUGCUUUGUGCAAAUGCCGGUCUGCACCACAGGCAAUGGUAGUCUUGAAGCAGAUUUUUGCAAGUGGCUGUGACCCUGAUGUCAUCACUUUUAGUACUUUGAUAUCUGGGCUCUGCCGGGAAGGGCGUGUUCAAGAGGCUGAGCGUCUGUUGAGGGAGGCCAUUAGGAGGGAGGUAAACCCAAAUCUAUUCAGUUAUACGUCAUUGAUUCAUGGCUUCUGCAUUAGAGGACAAGUGAUGGAUGCAUCCAAUUUGCUUAUGGAAAUGAUGGAAAGAGGGUAUACUCCUGAUGUGGUCACAUUUGGAGCCCUGAUUCAUGGUCUUGUUGUUGCUGGGCAAGUCAGUGAGGCAUUGCUUGUCCGGGAGAAGAUGACAGCGAGACAGCUUCUCCCUGAUGCUAACAUAUAUAAUGUACUGAUUAGUUGCCUAUGCAAGAAACAUAUGCUCCCUGCAGCUAGAAACCUUCUAGCAGAGAUGCUCGAGCAAAAUGUCCACCCUGAUAAAUUUGUUUACACCACAUUGAUUGAUGGGUUCAUUAGGAAUGAGAGUCUUGACGAGGCAAGGAAAGUAUUCGAAUUCAUGGAACAAAAGGGUGUCCGCCUUGAUGUUGUUGGCUAUAAUGCUAUGAUAAAAGGAUACUGUCAGUUUGGAAUGCUGGAUGAGGCAAUUGUAUGCAUGAACAACAUGAGAAAGGUGAGGUGUAUCCCAGAUGAGUUUACAUAUUCCACUCUUAUCACUGGCUAUGUUAAACAAGGCAAUAUGGGUGGAGCUCUAAGGUUACUGUGCGAAAUGACGAAAAGGAGAUGCCAACCAAAUGUUGUUACAUACUCAUCAUUAAUAAAUGGAUACUGCAAGCUAGGUGAUACAGAUACUGCAGAAGAUAUAUUCGCAGACAUGCAACUUGAAGGUCCAUUCCCCAAUGUGAUAACUUAUACCAUUUUAAUUGGUAGCCUGUUUAAAAAAGAUAAAGCGAUGAAAGCUGCUGCAUAUUUUGAACACAUGCUGAUUAAUCAUUGUGCUCCUAGUGAUAUUACGUUGCAUUGUUUAGUUACUGGUCUCACUAACUCUAUGGCUUGUAUCGUCAGUUCAAACUGCAGUGGUACUGUUAAGAUGCAUGACAAGGGUGCUCUUUUAGACAUAUUCAGGGGUUUGGUUAAUGGCAAAUGGGAUCCAGGGAAUGCAGCAUACAAUGCUAUUAUUUUCAGCCUAUGCAGACACAAUAUGCUUCGUAACGCAUUGGACAUAUUAAAUAAGAUGGCUAACAAAGGCUACUCACCGGACUCUGUCACUUUCAUUGCACUUCUUUAUGGAUUUUGUUCUGUUGGCAAAUCAAGGGAUUGGAGGAGCAUCCUACCUAAUGACUUUCGGCCAGAUCAACUUGAGAUAGCCUCUGGGUACAAAAUACUGUUUGAUCAAUAUGUAGCAAAGUCAGUUGGUUGUGAAGUCUCUAGUGCUCUGCGGUUGUAUCUUGAAGAAUGUAGAUCCUUAAAACAAAUGGAGCAUAAAUUUACUUGUUCCUGA
Molecule: messenger RNA, 2610 nt
Organism: Triticum turgidum subsp. durum (durum wheat)
Lineage: Eukaryota; Viridiplantae; Streptophyta; Magnoliopsida; Poales; Poaceae
Source: the annotation of a GenBank genome assembly